Schistosoma spindalis is the source of this 3794-nucleotide messenger RNA. NCBI's taxonomy places the organism in Eukaryota, Metazoa, Platyhelminthes, Trematoda, Strigeidida, Schistosomatidae. The record is from the annotation of a GenBank genome assembly.
GAACCAUUUGUAACUUAAGCUCGCUUUACGAAUUUGAAUGCACGUGUUGGUUGGAUACUCAUGGAAGAGGAUCCAUGUGUGAUGUUUGGUUCAACGGUUUCUGAUAUAAGUGAUCUGAAGAAAGAUAUCGUUCGUCUUGGUCGUGUUCUAAGAGCUUGUGAUUUUCAAAACGUAGGUGAUUUGAAGGAUAUUGAUGAAAUUAGUUCAUCCCCAUGUAAAAUGUAUUGUUACGAGGAAAAGAAUGAAAUAACUUCAUGUGGGACUAUUUUUUAUGAUCUCAAAAAUAUCAAAAGCCUUUUAUCCGAUACCUCCAGUGCUUUUUCAUCAUACAGUGAACAGUUAAGGACCGCAUUUUCAGUUGUUAGCGAACUUUCAGAACUUUCCAAAGUAACAUUGUCCGAAAACUCGUGCUUGGGCUCCGUCGAAACAGAGCAAGAUUUCUAUCAUCUGCUAAGUACAUUGGCUAGAGGUUUACAAAGUGGAUUGUUUGCUUGUAUACGGGAAUUGAGUACAUCUUCUCUAAACAAAAGCCUAAGUGAAUUUAUAGACCAAUAUAAUGAGCUGAACGUGAAGUAUAAUGAACUAUUAGUCAUGUCUCAAAUACCUGUAAAACAGUCAAGUUCUACUGUUCUCCUCGACCAAACUGCUGUCUUUGAAAUGCUUGAAAAAGAAAUGAGCAAUUCCGCCAAAGAACUUGAAAAUGUCCGUUCCAGUUUUGAAUCUCGUUUAAACUCCAUCACUGCUGAUUGGGAAUGUGAACGGUCAAAGUUGAUGACAGAGUUGCACAAAAAAGAAGUGGCAAUCGAAGAACUGCAGCAAUUAAUAGAAGCUAAAGAAAUUGCUUAUUCAAAAGUCAAAGGUGAUGUAGAUGAGUUAGUACAACAAUUCUGCUCAAAAGAAAAUAUUGCAGUCGGUCCAAAUAUGUCUUUAAAUCAGUUACGGUCAUUUCUAAAUAAACUUGAAAAUAAAUGUCCAUGGAUUUGGGACUUAUUCUAUGGAAAUUGCAAUGAAAUAACGUGUUCUGCAUUGCCAAAUCCUAUUGAACAGAAAAAGUCACUAAACAAAAUUAUUUUAGAAAGAAACGAGCUUGAAGAUCAGUGGCAUCAAACAAAACAAGAGCUACUCUCUCUUAGAAACUCACAUGUUGAAUUGACUAAUCAGUUAAAAGCUAAAAAUGAUGAGCUGAAUGAGAUGUUUGAAAAAUCGUCAAAACUACAACAACGUGUAUCACACUAUCGUGAACUAGUGAAUAAACUAUGUGACCCGAGAAUGGCUAUUGCUUUUGCAGAUAAUGUUCGUCAAAAUUUGUCUUCCAAUAAACCUGAUGUUCAUUGUAGUAAUUCAUCCACUAUCCAAUCAACUCCUUUGAUCAAUUCAUCAAGCUCAAUGAAUUGUAAUAAUGUUACUCCUUGCGUACAAUCGGAUCAAGAAAACUCAUUAACUACAGUUAGUACUCUUGUAACAAACAAAUCAUCUUCUCCGUCUUCUCGUAAAUCUUCCGAGACCUCAUCUACAUCAAUCUUCUCUCGCGUCGGUGCUGCAGUUACAGCAAUUGCUAAUGUUAUCACUUCACCUAAACGUCCUCAACAGUCUCCUGAAUAUUCAUCUGAUAAUAAACGCAGUCGUCCUGCUGUAUCUGUUACAGAACCUACAGGUUUAGCAAAAUCUGAAGAAAAGCCUGUUCUCUAUGAUUUUAGCUUUUUGCAACAUGGACCUUUAGCGGAAAGCACAUCUCAAUUACCACAGGAUGUACUCCGUUCUGUUCACGCUAAUAUUGGUAAAGAUCAUCAGGAUGCUAAUCGUCGACCAUCUGAAUUCAUUGAUCGUCCUACUAUUUCUCAACCGCAAAAUAAGAAAGAUGAAAUUUUUCUUACUCCUGCAGCGCCUAAACCUCUCAAUCCAUCUUGGCAAAUUCCUAAGCAAGAACCUUUAAAACAGAAACCAUCUCUAGAAGUACAUAACAAUAUGAACUCAAAUGAACUGAAUAAAAUCUCAUCAUGCAGUGAUCAGAAAAAACGAGAUAACAUUUUCACUAACGCCAACUCUAACAGUCAGAAGAUUCAGAGAAAUUCAUCAACAACACCAGCUCCUACAUCACUUAAUAGAAAAACUUCAAACACUAUUACACCACCUCAAGAGUGUAAUCCAUCCUAAAAUGAUUUAUUUUGAAGAUUUCGUUUCUUUUUCAUUGUUGUAAAUAAGUUCCUUAUCGUAAUUCUACUUAUGUAUUGUGUAUUUCUUCGUUUUAAAAAAUUUUGCCUAACGACUUACUGUCUUCAGAGCCAACAUAUAAUUUUCACUCAAUUUUCCCAUAUCACAUACUUAAUGUUUAACCUUAUCAAUAAUAUUAUCAUUAUUUAACACUACAAUAACUAAUAAUCUCAUAAUUCAUGGUUAUUCAUUUAGGUUUAUGAAAAAGUACAUGUAAAAGGAACAACUAGCUUAAUUAAUACUAACUUUCUUGAUCCGAUUGUACACAAGGAGUAACAUUAUUACAAUUCAUUGAGCUUGAUGAAUUGAUUGAAUAGUAGAUGAAUUACUACAAUGAAUAUCAGGUUUAUUGGAAGACAAAUUUUGACGAACAUUAUCUGCAAAAGCAAUAGCCAUUUUCGGAUCACAUAGUUUAUUCACUAGUUCACGAUUGUAUGGAUUUAAUUUUUCUAAACCACACAUUGACAGUUAUUUUGGUAGUUUUGUUUUUCUGAGUUAGAUAGUUUGGUCGUGGAGUUUUCAUCGCUACUCUAAACAUCAUCAGCACAAACUUCAGUUAGUGGUGAUGAUUUUCUCCACUAUCUCAUUGACAGUUAUCUAUAGUUUCUCUAAAGCUUGACAUAUAGCAAAUUAUAGAAUGUAAUACCAUUGGCAUACACAGUACAUUAAUACUUCUAUACUAUCCCAUGGAUACGUAGCUCGUUUAUCAAGCAGAGGAUAUGGUUUACAAUUGAUUAAUCACUGGGUAAUGACUAUUGUCAUUUUUGUCUAGAUCUUUAGGGCUGAUCAAGCUCUAUCGGCCAAGCUGCAGUCCCACAGGGAGCACCAGUUCUCUUAUGGUCACAUAUAUACCAUGCUGGCGAGUGCCAACUAACUCGAAUCAUGCCCGAUAAUUCCUGCUGGCUAUUGUUGUUAAUUUCACUGACUUUUUCGAGUUGGAACCACGAGUCGAUCUAUUUUUCUAAUUGAUAGUCUAGCUUGGAUUGAUUCGUGAUUUCAACUGUGAAAAUACUACAUAUUUCGCAAGUCCCCGUACUAAUAAUUUGAUUGAAAUCACGAACCGGUCAAAGUUCAACAAUUAAAUUUAAAGCACUGAACGGGCAUUUCGUCAUAGUAUGGAACUUCUCAACAACAGACGAAACAUAUCGAUGUAUGUCUGCUGCAAUAAUUGUUAUCAAUGAAAGUUUAUAGAUAUUGUUUUAGUUUCACGAUAAUAUACAUAAAUUGAUUUUGAAUAGGUAAUCACUGUAAAUUACGAAGUCUACAUAGUGAUGUUCAUUCAUAACCCUAUUAAGGGAAUUAACAAAAAGCUAUGAAAUUUCGUUGUGAGUGUCUUAGUGUACAUUAAGCUGCCACAUUCAAUGGUUCCAAUUUUCAACUUCAAUCUAUUCAUAGUAACAGUACAUCAUAUAUUUACAUUUCAAUGAUUGUGAUAUUUCAAAACUGAAUUGCCCAGUGAAAUGUUCGAUUUGUUUUUCAAGUUCAAAUCUGUGAAAUUGUUUUUUUGGUCAUUCAUUUAAAUCACUACCUGACUAUUGUGAAAUUUUUAUUUGUUCAAAUAUAAAACGAAAGUUUUUAGAAUA